AUGGCGGUGGUGUUCUGGAUCCACCUCUGGCACUCCGUCCCACUUAACCUCGAGAUCGACGACCAACUCGUCAAGCAAAACCACAAACGCAUCGCCGCGGUCUCCGGUAUUCUCGCCGCUCACCCUGGCCCCGCCAGAAGCAUAUCCAUCGACCCCUUCAGAAACACUUGCAAGGUUGACACCACGCUCGACAGACGGUUCCGGUCCAGCACCCUAUCUUGCGUCGAGAACCUCAGAUUCGAAGGUGGAACAGUGAUGCGCUCGUUCCCGCUAUCCGCGCUCUGCUGCGCGCCCACGCUGCGCAUUGUCAGCAUUUUUACUUGCUAUUUUCCCGAGAUUUGUGCCAACUCCAUGCUUCUUUUCUCCCAACUCAAGAAGCUCAUGCUCUAUGACGUCUACAUCUGUAAGGCGACGAACAUCGACCACCUGUUCACCCGCUGUAUUGUGCUCGAGGCACUUCACCUUGAGGGGGUCCACGGGUUCACCCACCUCAACAUUCACAUGCCAAAUCUUCGUACAAUUAGUGUGGCUAGCUAUUGGAAACGCAACACCACCGAACUUAUUCAGUUAGACACGGUGCAAAUUAUGGAUGCAUCUUGCCUCGAGAGAUUGGUCAUAUGUGUUCAUGAUGUUCCACUACUAAUCCAGGUCGCCAACGCACCAAAGUUGACGGUGUUGGGCUUUGCGUCGUACCCUGGCUGCCAACUUGUUAUUGGACGCAUAAACUUUUUGGUAGAACAGCCUUCUUCUUGUUGA
This is a messenger RNA of Lolium perenne, 756 nucleotides long. RefSeq lists its product as uncharacterized. Lineage: Eukaryota; Viridiplantae; Streptophyta; Magnoliopsida; Poales; Poaceae. The record is from RefSeq and is a predicted model, not a curated record.